This is a messenger RNA of Scleropages formosus (Asian bonytongue), 2026 nucleotides long. It is a transcript of the gene bsdc1, whose product is annotated as BSD domain containing 1. The record is from RefSeq and is a predicted model, not a curated record. NCBI's taxonomy places the organism in Eukaryota, Metazoa, Chordata, Actinopteri, Osteoglossiformes, Osteoglossidae. Bases 66 to 1358 code for a protein of 430 amino acids. The transcript has 11 exons. Gene Ontology annotation, cellular component: cytoplasm.
GCGCGGUCUGCGAGCGCGCACGGGGGUCAAAGGUCAGUGAGUACGGGUGACGUCAUGCGCUGAAGAUGGCCGAAGGGGACGGAGGUUGGUGGGGCAGUUGGCUUCAGCAAAGCUACCAGGCCGUCAAAGACAAGUCGGCGGAGACCUACGAGUUCCUGAAGCGAGACCUGGCUGAGUUCUCCAGCGUGGUCCGGCAUGACACGGCGUGCUCCAUCGUGGCCACGGCCAGCGCCGUGCGGAGCAAACUGGCGGUGGAGGGCUCCUCAGAGACCACGGAGAAGGUGAAGAAAAGCCUUUCCAACAUCCUGGGCGUGAUCACAGACACCCUGGCUCCGCCUCCAGACAAAACCAUAGACUGUGAUGUCAUCACACUGAUGGCCACCCCAGCUGGAACCACUGAGGAGUACGACAGCACGAAGGCCCGCCUCUACAGCUUACAGGCAGAUCCAGCAACGUACUGCAAUGAGCCUGACGGUCCACCAGAGCAGUUUGAUACCUGGCUCUCAGGGUUUAGUCUCGAGGAGAAGAAAGGGGAGAUCUCAGAGCUCCUGGUUUCCAGCCCCUCCAUCCGGGCCCUCUACACAAAAAUGGUUCCAGCAGCUGUGUCACACUCCGAAUUUUGGCAGCGGUACUUUUACAAGGUCUUUCAGCUGGACCAGGAGGAGGCGAGGCGAGUAGCACUGAAACAGAGGGCAGAGCGGACCGCACACUCGGAGGCUCUGGGCUGGGAGGAGGAGGAAGAGGAUGAGUUCCUCGGAGCCUCGUCUGCGUCUCGCUUGGACUUCGCACACCCCUCACAGGAAGUACCCCCCCGGGCCCGCGACCAGGCUACAGUGCCCUUGGUGUCGACUGUGCCGGCGGAACAGGAAGGUGACCGCUGCGAUCCGGGCAGCGAGAGCGUGAGCCUCCCCACCCAGCUUGAGACGAGGGCCCACGAGGGGCAGGUCGCCCCGGCCCCGGAGGAGCUGAACCAGAAGCUGGGCGAGGCCACGCUGGAGGAAGGAGAAGCAGGACCAGGUGUGGCCCAGCGCCACGGGCAGCUCCAGGGCCGAGGGUCCGGGGCGGAGCAGGCGGCGAAUGCUUCGGGGAGAGAAGAGGCCGCAGUGGUGAGAGCGCCGGCCAGGCCGGGGUCGGCAAGGGAGGACGGGCCGCAGGACCUUAGGGUGUUUGAGCUCAACUCGGACAGCGGGAAGUCCACGCCUUCCAACAAUGGUCAGAAAGGCUCCAGCACGGAUGUCAGCGAGGACUGGGAGAAGGACUUUGACCUGGACAUGACUGAGGAGGAGGUCCAGCUGGCGCUCUCCAGAGUCAAUGCCACCGGGGAGCUGGACGAUGAAGACUGGGAAAACUGGGACUGACGAGGAGAAUUUCCGGUCCGAUCGCCGUACCGUUAAACCGUGGCGAUGCUGAAAGACGCACCAUGCUUGAUGUGUGUAACUCUUAGUCCGUGCCAUUGCCAUGUGUCUCGUUGUCACAGUUGUCAGACGAAGGACACUUGGGUUCGCGCAGUCUAGGGACCGCCAGGGAUUGUGGGAGAGAUCAAGGCAAUACCUUAGAUGGCGACUGUACCGACGACAAUUAAAAAAAUAUAGCAUUACCUUUUUAGGUUACUGUGGGAACAAUUCCUCACGUAGAGUGUAUUUAUAUGAAUUUCGGGUGGGUGCUGCUCUAGCGAACAGGUCGCGUAAGGAGAGGCCCCCCCCGUGGCCGCUGACGAGCGAGUGGUUGGUGAGUGGUGAUUGGUGAUUGGCCAUCCUGUCUCCCUGUCCUCUGAUAUGCUAUUCAAUGUCAGCCAGUCUCUGCAGUUCGCUCUCACUUUAGGACGGGAGUUUUGUUUUCCUCUAGAAUGGUCAUAAUUGAAUCGCAAAGCUGUUUGUUAUUAUAAAAUCCUGUAUAUGAUUAUUUUUCACUCUUGGGGUGUCCAGUAUGCUCCUCCUGCUUUGUACUGAUGUGGACUUACUAACACCCUUCUCUCAUAUGCAAGUUAACACAGUAUGAAAUAAAGGCGUAGCUUUGGCUCGUUGCA